Pseudopodoces humilis (Tibetan ground-tit) is the source of this 837-nucleotide messenger RNA. RefSeq names its product HIG1 hypoxia inducible domain family member 2A (gene HIGD2A). The record is from RefSeq and is a predicted model, not a curated record. Gene Ontology annotation, cellular component: mitochondrion. Gene Ontology annotation, biological process: mitochondrial respirasome assembly. NCBI's taxonomy places the organism in Eukaryota, Metazoa, Chordata, Aves, Passeriformes, Paridae.
CGGUGGCUACGGCAACUGGAAAGGGCCGUUGUUGUCACCUUGGCCAUGGCGGCCGGGCCGCCCCCACCGCUGGAGCCCAGCCCGCUGCCCACGUUCUCUGAGGAGGGAUUCGUGGAGAAGUUCGUGCGCAAGACCCGGGAGAACCCCCUGGUGCCCCUCGGCUGCCUGUGCACCGUCGGUGUCCUGGCCUACGGGAUUAUCUGCUUCAAGAAAGGCCAGACUCGGCGCUCCCAGCUGAUGAUGCGGGCGCGUGUCGUAGCCCAGGGCUUCACCAUCGCUGCCCUGGUGGGAGGCAUGGUGGCCACGACUGUCAAAUCCCGACAGUGACAUCGGACAAAAGCGAAGCUGCGGCCACGGGCAAGAGUCUACCAGCAACCCCGGCUGGCAGAGUGAAUCCUGGCUGCAGAUGGAGUUUUCUGAGAAACUGUUGUGAUGUCUCAGUGGAGCUAGUUCUGGAGCACUGGAAAUGGGGUGAAUACACUCUGUGAUUAACAUGUCAUUUGGGCUGUGGUAUUUUUUUUUUGUUUCUCUCAAGAGCUCACCCUCCUGCAGCACUGAGGCUGCAGGUCACUAAGUCUCACCACCCCUGUCAGACUUCUUGUCCCUGCUUGAUGCUGUCACAGGCUGAUAAAAUUGUGUCUUCUUGGUCCUGGACUGAGGUGUGGUUGUAGUUAGGCAGUGACCAGCAUUUGAGAAAUGAGCUGCUCAUGAGGAAGGAACCGCUGCUUAUCACUUGGUCCUGGCAGGACAAAGUCCCUAGGCAGCAGGAGAGGCAGUUUGGGAGGUUGCGUGACCUGUUCAAUUAAAACUGGUGAGUAAUAAAGUGAAUUGCAGCAA